Zingiber officinale is the source of this 2574-nucleotide messenger RNA. Its product is annotated as LRR receptor-like serine/threonine-protein kinase GSO1. The transcript has 2 exons. Gene Ontology annotation, biological process: hormone-mediated signaling pathway. Gene Ontology annotation, molecular function: protein binding. Gene Ontology annotation, cellular component: plasma membrane. Lineage: Eukaryota; Viridiplantae; Streptophyta; Magnoliopsida; Zingiberales; Zingiberaceae. The coding region runs from base 1 to 2574 and encodes 857 amino acids. The record is from RefSeq and is a predicted model, not a curated record.
AUGACUCUUAAUUGGGAUUUCAUGGUGAUUUCUAGUUCCUCAAAGCAUGCUAUAGUUAUCUUUGCCGCUUUAAUACUGUUGAGCAAUAGAGCAAACUGUGAUGAUUCUCUACAUGCCAACAAGGGGAACACCUGCCUAGAGAGUGAAAGGAGAGCUUUGAUUGCCAUCAAGAGCGAUAUGUAUGAUCCUGGCGAGUGGUUAUCUUCAUGGACCGGCUAUGAUUGCUGCAAGUGGAGAGGAGUUGCUUGCGACAAUGUUAGUGGUUAUGUCACUAGGCUUGACCUUCAGUAUCCAUGGGUGGAGAGUAUUGGUGCGAGCAAGGUAAAUCCUUCUCUGUUUGAACUGAAGCAUUUGAGAUAUCUGGAUUUGAGCUUUAAUAACUUCUCAUAUGCGCACGUGCCCCACAUGAUUGCCUCACUUGUGCACUUGGAAUACCUUAACCUCUCCAAUGCCUUUUUUUAUGGAUUAAUUCCUCCUGUAUUAGGGAAUCUUUCCCACAUACAACACCUUGACCUUGGAAAUUGUUAUACUUAUACAUAUCCAAGUACUCUAUUCUCAAAUAACUUGAGUUGGCUCUCCAACUUAAAUUCUCUACAAUAUCUCGACAUGAGUUGUGUCAACCUCUCUAAAGCAACCAAUUGGCUCCACCAAAUUAAUUUGAUUCCUACUCUACAAGUGUUGCUUUUGGGGGAUGCAAAUCUCCCACCUGUUCCGCCUUCUUUACCCACAAUUAACCUCACAUCCCUCACCAUGCUCGAUCUCAGUUGGAAUGAAUGGAACAUCAGCGCUUCCAUGUUGAGGUGGCUGUCUCAUGCCAGUAAUCUUGAACACCUCGAUCUAUCUGGAUGCUGGGUGUUUGAAGCCGAGGCGCUUUCAGUUGCUUUGGGAGCUCUGCAUAAUUUGAGGAAGCUAGUUUUGGUCGAUACUCAAAUAGCAGGAGAAUUUUCUACAAUUCUGAAGAAUGUUAGCAGAAUGUUGCAAUAUUUAGUUUUGCAAUGGAAUUUCUUAUUAUCUGGAGAAAUUUCAACAAUUUUGUCGAUCCUUCCGCGCCGACUGGAGUUCUUAGCUUUAGACGGUAAUAACAUCUAUGGGAGAAUCCCAGAGAUGUUAGGGAAUUACACAAGCUUGAGACACUUGAGUAUGUACUACACUCGAAUAACUGGAGAUAUUCCAAGAACAAUAGGGAAACUUAUCCAUUUGGAAUGUCUUGAUUUGUCUCAAAAUGAUAUAACAGGAGAGAUGCCAUCGAACGUAGGAAACCUUCCAAACUUGGAAGAGCUAUAUUUGAUCGAAACCAACAUCACAGGAUCGAUACCAGAGAGUCUUGGUAAUGUUAGUUCCUUGAAGUAUUUGGGUUUGUUUGGAAAUAAGAUUACUGGAGAAAUACCAAAAACUUUGGGGAGUCUUCAUAAUAUGUCAGGAUUAGAUUUACACGCCAACCUUCUGACUGGGCAAAUACCAACAACGAUUGGUAGAAUUUCUAACCUGCGUUAUUUGGAUGUAUCAGAGAACCACUUAACUGGAGAAAUACCAACAACGAUUGGUAGAAUUUCCAACCUACGUCAUUUGGAUGUAUCAGAGAACCACUUAACUGGAGAAAUACCAAAGACUUUUAGCCGCCUAUGCAACCUAUGGAUGCUAGAUCUGUCAUUAAACAAUAUCAUCGGAGAGUUAGCAGAUCUACUUGAUGGCUUAUCUAAUUGUCCACAAGGAGCAGUGUUAUCAUCCUUAAGCAUUGGCGACAAUAAUAUGAGUGGAAGUAUUCCAUCCAACCUUGGACUGUUAGCUCACUUACAGGAACUGGACCUCUCCUCAAAUUCCCUCCAAGGACAUUUCAGGGCUAUGUUUCAAGAUUAUACCAAUUCUAACCCAUGCCAUGAUAAUAAUCUUCAAUGUGCAAUGGCACCUAUGGGCUCUUAUAGACCAAAGGAUAAGAUCCUAAUAACUGCCAAAGGAUCAACCUAUGAAUACAUUAGAAUUCUCUCCCUCGUGACCAGCAUAGACCUAUCGCAUAAUAAUCUUUCUGGUGAAAUCCCAAACGAGCUAAUGAUGCUUCGUGAUUUGCACUUCCUGAGCUUGUCCAACAAUCACUUGACUGGUACAAUUCCUGAAAACAUUGCCUUUUUGACAGAGUUAUUUUCUCUUGACUUAUCAAUGAACAAUCUCACUGGCACAAUUCCCUCCAACUUGUCUGCUCUAAACUUUCUCAGUCACUUGAAUCUCUCUUUCAAUAACUUGUCCGGAAGAAUCCCAACCGGGAAUCAAUUUUUAACCUUCGAUGACCCUGCGAUAUACGCUGGCAACAAGGACCUUUGUGGUUGGCCACUACCCGAGUGUCCUAGUGAUGAAGCCCAGCGAGGUCCACUUCAUGCAAAAGAUGAUGAUGAUGGUAAUGGCAGCAAGCUUGAAAAAGUUCUGGAUUAUGCCUUCAUUGCUAUGGGAUUUAUAAUCGGAUUUUGGGCAUAUUGGGGCGCAAUGAUCAUGAAAAAGUCCAUCAGAAUUGCUCUCUUCCAGAUGGCGGACAGGAUUUACGACUGGAUCUAUGUUCAACUCGCAGUGAAGUUUGGAAGGUGA